Messenger RNA from Acanthopagrus latus (yellowfin seabream), 4264 nucleotides. RefSeq names its product syntrophin, gamma 1 (gene sntg1). Gene Ontology annotation, cellular component: dystrophin-associated glycoprotein complex; intracellular anatomical structure. Lineage: Eukaryota; Metazoa; Chordata; Actinopteri; Spariformes; Sparidae. Gene Ontology annotation, molecular function: structural molecule activity; protein binding. The record is from RefSeq and is a predicted model, not a curated record. The coding region runs from base 933 to 2510 and encodes 525 amino acids. The transcript is spliced from 19 exons.
UCUGCGAGACGUUCGGAGUGUGACGCUGUAAAGAGCAUCAGGCAGUCAGUCGGUCCCUGGAAACAGUAGAAAAAAGUAGAGUCAUCAUGUAAUAUUGAUGCAUCCAGAGUUGCGCGGGUGCCUCGGGUUAAACCAAGCGGAUUGACGCGCGCGUUAAACCCGCCGCAUGUGAUUUCUCUUCCCCGAGCUUCAGUCAUUUUGGCAGCACGAUGCGAGGCAGAGACGGAGCCGAGCGGCCGGACCCUCUGCCAGAGAUGUCGACGGAGGAGAGGAAUCCCUGAAACCCGAACCGCUGCCCAGGAAACACACACACACACACACACCAAAAAAAAAGAAAAAGAAAUAUGGACAAAUCCUGCGUUUUUCUUCCCGUGCGAGUGUGCUUGUGGCUCGUCUUUACCUCUCGGUGUUGUCUUCUUCUUUUUUUCUUUUUUUCAACGUGCACAGCGCCACAGAGUAUAGUGAGUGGACCAGGAUGCCGUGUGGGCGAUGCUGCCACAAGGGAUACAUUGUGAUUUCUUUUUCUUUUUUCUUUUUUCUUCCCCCUGCUGAGAUGUUUUAGCCACCGUUGCAUAAAUUAAGAUAAGAAAAAAAAAGCCCGUCACAUGAGGGAUUGGAGUCCAAAGGGAUCUUAAAAAAAAAGAGAGAGACAUCGCCACCUGUUACUAGAAAAAUCAGCACAGCCACCGAUCCCUCACUGAACGUUAGCCUCAUUCUGCUCUUCAGCAUCAGCUCCACUGGGAAUUAUCCUCCAUCCAGCCAGGAGAGGUGACAGCGCUGCUCUCCCCACCGCCCAGGUUUGACAGCCAUGAUUCGGGAAGACCCUCUGCUGUGGCUCAGAUCAGGGAUCAACUCGCUGCUCGAUGGCUAGAUCUCACCGUCCAAAGAGCUGGGGGCCUUUCUACUGAGUAUCCCUCACUGCAUUGUAGCACAUGGAUUUCAAGACUUCAAAUGAAGAGACAAAGACUGGGAUUUAUUUGAUGCAAGAAGGUAAUGAGGAGCCGUUUAAUAUUCGACUACACUUGGCCAAAGAUAUUCUGACCAUUCAAGAGCAAGAUGUCAUCUGUGUGUCGGGAGAGCCUUUCUACUCGAGCGAGAGGACUGUAACGAUCCGGAGGCAGACAAUUGGAGGGUUCGGUCUGAGCAUCAAGGGUGGAGCAGAGCACAAAAUCCCUGUUGUGAUAUCAAAAAUAUCAAAAGAACAAAAAGCUGAACUCUCUGGCCUGCUGUUCAUCGGAGACGGCAUCCUUCAGAUAAAUGGAAUAAACGUUAGAAGUUAUCGCCACGAGGAAGUGGUCCAGGUUUUGAGAAACGCUGGUGAAGAAGUGACUCUCACCGUCUCGUUCCUGAAGAAGACUCCAGCCUUCCUGAAACUGCCCCUGUGUGAGGAUUGCACGUGCAUCCCCAGCGACCAGAGUAGUGGGACCUCCUCUCCUCUGUGUGAUAGUGGCCUGCACUUGAACUACCAUCCGAACAACACGGACACGCUGUCCUGCUCGUCCUGGCCCACGUCACCGGGGCUGCGCUGGGAGAAGAGAUGGGUGGACCUGCGCCUUAUUCCGCUGCUUCACUCUCGCCUGUCGCAGUACAUCCCGGGCUCUGACGCCUGCAGGAAAAAUGCCUUCCAGGUCAUAGCUGUGGACGGCGUCUGCAGCGGAGUCGUGCAAUUUCCCACUGCUGAAGACUGCUUGGACUGGCUUCAGGCGAUAGCCGGCAACAUUUCUAAUCUCACCAAGCACAAUGUGAAGAAGAUUAACCGCAACUUUCCAGUUAACCAGCAGAUCAUCUACAUGGGCUGGGUUGACGAGAAGGAGCAGGACUCCGUUCAGGACCGAAUGUAUUCACCAAAGUUCCUCGCCUUGAGGGGUUCCUCACUCUUCAAGUUCUCAGCGCCUCCUGUGACGACAUGGGACUGGACCAGGGCAGAGAAAAGCUUUACGGUGUAUGAGAUCAUGUGCAAGAUUUUAAAGGAUAAUGACCUUCUGGAUAAGAGGAAGCACUGCUUCAGCGUCCAGACGGAGAGCGGGGAGGACUUGUUCUUCAGCGUGGAGCUGGACAGCGAGCUGCUGAUCUGGGAAAAAGCCUUUCAGAUGGCCACUUUCCUGGAGGUGGAGAGGAUACAGUGUAAAACAUAUGCCUGUAUCAUGGAGAGCCACCUCAUGGGACUGACAGUUGACUUCAGCAUGGGCUUUGUCUGCUUUGAUGCUGCUUCAAAGGCCGUUCUGUGGAGAUACAAGUUCUCUCAACUGAAAGGAUCGUCCGAUGACGGGAAAAGCAAGAUCAAGUUUUUGUUCCAAAACCAAGACUCCAAAUCUAUUGAAGCAAAGGAGCUCGAGUUCUCGAACCUCUUCGCCGUGCUUCAUUGCAUUCACGCUUUCUUCGCUGCCAAAGUUGCUUGCCUGGACCCGAUGUUUGUGGAGAGCCAAGGCAGCGCGACUACCACCGGGUUUCCUUCUCUUUCCACUAUCUCGUGUAACUCGCAGACUCCUAAACUCAAGUACGCCACUUGACAGGCGCUGCUCUCCUGAGACACCCUCUAAAAGGACGCCGCACUUAGCGGCGACUGCGGGCCUAAAACGGUGGACGGGGAGAAGUGGAAAGUGUUUUGGAGGACAGCUGUAUGCUUCGCUGGAAUAAAAGACCUUUUCUGGGGGUGAUAUACUUGAUACCUUUCUGGGAUUUUCUGGACCUAAAACAUGAACCUCUUUGAGAAACUUCCGGAAAAAACUAACAAAAAAAACAAACAAAAAACAAACAAAAAAAGGCUCCAUGGACGCAAAGUGUGCCAUUACAGAAAAAAAAAGUUUUUAAGUGAACUGUCCUCUUGAUCCUCAGACAUCCUUAUAAUCGACACAUCACGACGAAGAAGAAUUCUUUUCCCGAGGUAGUCUGCUUUUCUAUGUCAUUUUAUUCAAGUUUUGAAGAUUUGAAGAGUUAAAAAAAAUAAUAAAUCAGAUUUUAGCCUGUUUUUUUCUUUUUUCUGUUCCACGUGAGACGGUACGACACUUGAACCUGGGUGAGGAUUUGUCCGGAGGCUGAACAUGACGGCGUAGUACAGCCACGCUUUUGGUAUUUCCAUCUUUUGUGUGUUCUUGAGAUGAAAACCUUCACCUUACUGUCAUUACUUCCAUCAGCAGUACUAUUUAUUGUCCACUGGAGCGUAAUUAGAGACGAACUAAACUGAUCUGGUAGAUAAAAGAGUGCACCAGAUCGGUUUCUUAAACUGAGUGACCUCAUAUAUUUUUCUCCGUGUACGACACAGUGGGCAGAAUAUCACUUUUUUUCCUGGAUCUAUGGACAGAAAGGCUGUUUUGAAAGUGUAGUUUUCUAUUGUGCGGACGAAGAGCGAACACUUUGAUAAUCAGGUUCACGCCACCGUUAUCUGACAACACCACUCCGAACAUGAUUAAAAACACCUUCCAUCAUGUUUAUAGCAUUAUCCAACCCCCCACACACCAAAACUUGAUUAUGUAAAUAAACACUGACAUUCAAAUGAACUCAAAGAUUUAUGAAUUGCGGUGAUUACUCGAGGGAUUACUUGUCGGGAUUAUGGCAUUUGUUAAUUUGAUGUGCGCCGGAGAGUUAGGUAGGUAGGUAGGUAGCUCAUAACCUCGUGCUCUCUUCAUCAUUUUUACUCUGUGGACCAAUUUAGAAGAAGAAUUCCAAAUCAGCUAUGGUGUAUUUUUCAGAAAAUGUUAUCCUUUUUUUUAAAAUUUCUUUUUGGAUUGUAAAUAAAGACACACCGUGAGGAAAAUAUAAAAAUAUGUAGCGUCAUGACCUCCAAAGGUUCAGGACCCCCCCUCCCCCCUUUAAACUUCACUCUGCGUUAAACUGUUUAUAAAUGCAGUGGAGUGCCAACUAAACUAUCAUACUCGACAAGAGUUCAGGUCAAUUAGCGCAAUUAGUCAUGCUCUUACCUUCCAUUUACAGAGUAGAAUGCAAACAGAAGAGGCCCAUGGGUAAGUAAACUCUAGAGGACGGUAAAUUAAAUGGGAUCAGUAAAGUGCUCGGUGCCGUGCGGGGCUUGUUAAGCUGACACGAGUAUCUGAGGGAGACUAAUGGUGGUGCGGUCUAUGCAAAGAAAGCCUGAAUGAUUGCUCUUGUGCUUUAAAAAAAAAAAAAAAAAAAUUAAAAAUCAUCUCGGUUGCGUACCCUUCCAACACAGGAUCUAGAGAAGUGAGGUUUAUUUUAUUUUUUCGGCAGAUGUUUUAUUAACAAAUAAUGCUGUGUAAUAAAUGAAUAAAUAGGAACUUUUAUAACAUGG